Molecule: messenger RNA, 1393 nt
Organism: Scleropages formosus (Asian bonytongue)
Lineage: Eukaryota; Metazoa; Chordata; Actinopteri; Osteoglossiformes; Osteoglossidae
Product: sialidase-3-like
Exons: 4
Coding region: 117-1280 (387 amino acids)
Biological process (GO): oligosaccharide catabolic process; ganglioside catabolic process
Cellular component (GO): cytoplasm; membrane; intracellular membrane-bounded organelle
Molecular function (GO): exo-alpha-sialidase activity
Source: RefSeq, a predicted model, not a curated record
ACGGAGACGAAGACAAAGACAAAGACAAAGACGAGGUCAAAGUGCAGUCCCUGCCGACCGCUGACAUCUGCACUGCACCAGGACUUCUGGGGAGAACCUGUCUGAAUCACUGAGCGAUGGGAAGCAGCCUCUCCGGCAGAUACCGUACGGUGACGGAGUGCAAGCGCACAACCGUCUUCCAGCAGUUCACCUACCGCAUCCCGUCACUCCUCCGCCUGCCGGAAGGGGGCGACCUGCUGGCCUUCGCCGAGAAGAGGGCCACCGCGAGCGACACGGACGCCCUGUGGCUGGUGAUGAGACGGGGACAAGUGUCCCACGACUCCGUCCAGUGGUCACCAAUGGAGGAGUUGCAGGACGCCACCCUGAUGGGCCACCGCGCCAUGAACCCCUGCCCUGUGUACGAGAAGGACUCCAGAACUCUCUUCCUUUUCUUCAUCUGUGUUCCGAAAGGGGUAACUGAGGGGGAGCAGCUCCAAAAACGUAAAAACGCGGCCAAGCUCUGCUACAUUAAGAGUGCUGAUGGCGGCCGAAGUUGGAGCAGCGUCACGGACUUGACAGACAGUGUGAUUGGAGAAAAGGUCAAAGCCUGGGCCACGUUUGCCAUCGGACCGGGACACGGCAUCCAGACAGCGAGCGGGAAGCUGAUCAUUCCUGCCUAUGCCUACCACAUCAGCUCUUCUGUUCAGCCUCACGCCUUCUACUUUUACAGCACUGACAAGGGCAAUUCGUGGCACAUUAGCAACAGUGUUGGCAUGUGGUCGUGUGAGUGCGUGAUGGCCGAGGUGGUGGACCAGGAGAAAAAGGGACAUGUUUACUGCAACGCCCGAAACAAGUCUGGCCACAGGGUGGAGGCUCUGGGCCACAGCCACGACACUGGAUUUAGUAAGUCUGCUUUAGCUCUGAAACUGGUGGAGCAGAACCACGGUUGCCAAGGUAGUGUCAUUGGGUUUCCUGCACCCAAGUCCUACCUGGAGAAGCACAGCAACGCGGACUCACUCACAUGGCUGCUGUUCUCUCACCCCACUGCUGAGGGGAGCAGGAGGAACCUGGGCGUGUACCUGAACAAGAAGCCACUGCAGGGGUCCAACUGGAAGAAGCCUUGGAUCAUCAACCGUGGCCCCAGCGGCUACUCGGACCUGGUGUACUGCGAGGACAAGGAGCUGUUCGUCUGCUUGAUGGAGUGCGGUGAGAAGAGCGAAGUCGAGCAGAUCGCCUCCAUGUGUUUCUCCCUCAAUGACGUCUUGGAGGCGACUGGGAAGAGAACUGGGACUUUUAAAUAACUGUUUAAUAAACAGUGAUAAAAACAUUUCACUUCCAAAAUAAUUAUUCAUACACCAAUCAGUCAAAACACUGAAACCAGCUGCCCAAUAUUAUGCAGGUCCCCCUCGUACCG